Messenger RNA from Chlorella variabilis, 1692 nucleotides. RefSeq lists its product as hypothetical. The transcript is spliced from 8 exons. The record is from RefSeq and is a predicted model, not a curated record. Bases 1 to 1692 code for a protein of 563 amino acids. NCBI's taxonomy places the organism in Eukaryota, Viridiplantae, Chlorophyta, Trebouxiophyceae, Chlorellales, Chlorellaceae.
AUGCGGGGCCCAUUGCGGAGAGCCCUCGCAGCGCACGCCGGCCUGGGGCGCAGCUACAGCGUGGUGGCCUGGGGGCGCAACACCGAGUUCCAGUGCGGCGUGUCGGCCGCGCUGCCGCUGCUGCUGCAAGCGCGCGAAGUCGAGGCGUUGGCAGGCCUGCCCGUGGCCUCGCUGACCGCGGGCAAGACGCACAGCGCAGGGGUGCUGCGCGGCGGCGAGGUGCUGACCUGGGGGGAGGGACUGCACGGCAAGCUGGGCCACGGCUGCGUCGACAGCGCGCACGUGCCGCACUGUGUGGAGUCGCUGGCGGGGCGGGUGCAUGUGGUGGCGGCGGCCCUCGGGCGCCACCAUACCCUCUUUCUGGACUCCAGCGGCCAGGCCUGGGCAACAGGAGAGAACAAGGAGGGGCAGUGCGGGCUGGGCACGCCGCUGGAGGAGCUGGCGCGGCAGCAGCGGCGGCAGUACGAGAACACCUACCUCAAGCCCUUUGUGGAGCACCGCGAGCGCUCCGCUGAGCUGGAGGCGGCCGCCGCCAUGUAUGACGCCGAGAUGCGCAGCCUCAUCCAGCAGCGCAGCGCCUGGCAGCGCUUUGAGGCGGCCAAGGGAUCGGACAUUGCCAUCCCGGGCCUCAUGCCUGGCCAGAUCGCGUCGCCGGUGCGCCUGGGCCGCGCCCGCCAGGGCAUCUUCUCCCCGCUGCUGCCCGAGCUGGCGGGGCUGGAUGCGGAGCGCAUCGUGCAGCUCUCCGCGGGCCGGCUGAUGAGCGCCGCCGUGACGGCCGGCGGCGAGGUGUGGACGUUUGGCGGCGGCCAGGGCGGCGCCGGGGCGGCGGCCGGCGGCGCCGGCCUGUCGUCGGGGCCGCGCCCGGUGGACGGCGUUCUUGCUCAAGUGAUCCGCGACAACGGCGGCGUGGUCAAGGUGGCAGCCGGCGGCGCCUUUUGCGUGGCCCUGACCCGCUCGGGGCGCGUGGUGCUGUGGGGCGCGCCCGGCAGCGGAGAGUCGGCGGCGAGCGCGGCCGCGGCCGCGGCCGCGGCAACCGCAGCCGCAGCCGCCGCGCUGCCGCAGCGGCAGAAUGGCCGGCGGCGGCGCCCCACCGCGCGGCCGGGGCCGGCAGCUCCACCGCAGCCGCAGCCACAGCCGCAGCUGCAGCAGCAGCAGCAGCCGGCGGCUGCGGUGGAGCAGGAGGAAGUCCCCAACUUGCGGCUGCGGCGGCAGGCGGGCCUGCUGGUGGCAGAGGUGGUGGACCUGCCAGCGAUGCGUGACGUGGCGGCCGGCUUCUCCCACAUCGCCAUGACCGACGGCGCCAGCGUGUGGACCAUCGGCCGCCACACCCCCGCCACCGGCGCCGGCGCGCCAGACCCGCUGUGGCUGCGCCCGCGCCGGGUCAUGCACCGGCCCGACGACGGCGUGGCCAGCCUGGCGGCGGGCGCCUUCUCCACCGCCGCCGUCACAGGCGCGGGGGAGCUCUACCUGUGGGGCACGCUGCUGACAGAGGAUGCAUCUGCCGCGCUCCUUAAGAAGUCAGAGGAGGAGGUUCUGGGCCACUGGGCAUACAGCGGUACCGCUGACGUGGCGGCCACGCAGUGGAGCGGGUGGGAGGGGCUGGGCGGCGCCGAGCCGCGCCGCGUGCCGGGCCUGCACCAGGUGCAGCAUGUGUCGCUGGGCACCCACCACGCGCUGGCCGUGGUUGCAUGA